AUGAGUCGACCUCAUCAGCCAGAAAAGUCUCGGGCCGCUCCUAUAUUCAAACAGCCUCCAAUCCCCGCGCAGUCGAACCCAAUUCCCUCCUCUUCUCCAGCAUUUGCAACUCCGGCCCAUCCUGUGCGCCCUUUCAAUGUUGCUGCAGCUCCAGCGAGAGGCAUUAUACUGCCAAUUCUUCUUCCUCCCGCGACAUUGCGGCCUCUGGCAUUCCGGACGUUUACCAAAAAGCAUAGCUUGACUCUGACAUCGUCCGCCUUACAAGUGUUAGCGACUUUUAUUGGAAGACAUUGUGGUACUGGAUGGCGGGAAGAAGGAUUGGCAGAGCGCGUACUGGAGGAGGUUGCCAAGAGCUGGAAGAACAGGAAUGGAGGGGUUAUUGUCGAAGGGGAGGGCAAUGAUCUGAAGGAUAUCCUACGAAAUUUGGAAGGGAGCAUGAGUGGAGGAAGAAUUGUUACAGCCAAAGAAUUGAGUCGCCAGAACAGCCUUGUACUCGGAUCUUCUCAACAUGCAGAGGUGUCUCAUACCAGACUCGGGUUACGACCGAACGUUUUGGAGCGAGAGGAUAGCCAAUCGAGUCUUGGGAUGUCGACCUUGGGUGUGGAAGAUGAAGAAGAUGAUGAUGAGAUUAGAGACCCUAGGAAGUGGCUGAGAGUUAUUGAUGCUUUUGAGCAACCUCGACUUGUAUAUAAUGUUGGCAAGAAGCAUUUCGAUAGAGAAACUUCGAAACCAUCACUACUUCCUUCGCCCUCACAUAAGACUCAAGUCUUCCGCAACCGAUAUAAUCUCAUUCAUCAGCGCCUUCUUCGAAACGAAGCCUUCCAAGCACCAACAUUUGAACCCUCAAAAGCACCCUCCUUAAGACGCUCAGCCUCUUCUUUAGCAACAGCUCAGCAAUCCUACAAACUUACACCCAUUGCCAACCUCCUUGGUAGAAACGGAACCAAUCACAUGCUUCUUGGUUUAUUGACCAUCUCCCCAACUGGCACGCUUGCCAUCAGCGAUCUGACCGGGAGUAUUGCACUAGAUCUUACUCACGCCAAACCAAUCCCUGAAGAUGGUGCCUGGUUUGCACCUGGCAUGAUUGUUUUAGUUGACGGAACCUACGAAGAAGAAGACAAUAACACCGUGAGUCUUGGUGGUAGUGGAGGUGUUGGAGGUACAAUCGGUGGAAAGUUUAUAGGGUUCUUCAUCGGUGGACCUCCCUGUGAACGGAGAGCCGUUACCCUAGGAGUCAGCGGUAAAAACGGCGAUGGAGACAUAACAGCCGGUGGUGGAUUUGGAUGGGUCGACUUUUUAGGAGUAGGCAGCGAGCGUGCUGUAGGAUCGAAGAUGCGCAAGCUCGAGCAACGAUUGAUCAGACAGCCCACAGGAGAUGACGAACUGGGGGGCAGAGGUCGAGUAAUUAUAAUAGGGGAGGUAAAUCUUGACGAACCACGAACGCUCCAAGCCCUGAAAAAGCUCCUGGGAAUCUACGCCGCAGAGCCCGAGGAAGACACACCCAUGACCUUCGUGCUCAUGGGGAACUUUACUCAACACGCAGUUAUGGCACGAGGGGGUAGUGGCGGCAGCAUCGAAUAUAAAGAGUAUUUCGAUGGCCUCGCCUCCACACUCGCCGACUACCCAACGCUACUCCAAUCCGCGACCUUCAUCUUUGUCCCCGGCGACAACGACGGCUGGGCAUCUUCCUUCUCAGCCGGGGCAGCUACGCCAUUGCCUCGCAAAGGCGUCCCAGAAAUGUUUACCUCCCGUAUCAAACGCGCGUUCGCAACCGCCAACGCCGAAGCCGAAAAGGAGAAAGGCAAGAAAACCGACGGAGAAGCCAUAUGGACGACCAAUCCCUCCCGCCUCUCGCUCUUCGGACCCACGCACGAGAUCGUGCUAUUCCGGGACAACAUAUCCGGUCGGUUACGCAGGACCGCCAUCAGAUUCUCGUCUUCCAAACCCGCUGAAGACGAAGAGGAGAUGGGCAUGUCGCCCGUUCCGGAACCGGUCCAGGAGCCCGCUGAGAUGGAUAUCGAUACCGACGUGCAAGCCGCAGAGUCUCACGUCGCGGAACCCGCGGCCGCUGCGGAAUCUAUAUCCAGUGAUCUCCACGCGGCGCGCAAACUCGUCAAGACCAUCUUGGAUCAGGGAUACCUGUCGCCGUUUGGGAUGGCGACUCGGCCUGUGCUGUGGGAUUAUACGAGUGCGCUGCAGCUCUAUCCUUUGCCUACAGCUCUGGUGCUGGCUGAUACAGAAGCCCCUGCCUUCUGUGUCACAUAUGAAGGAUGUUAUGUUAUGAACCCGGGGAGUGUGGUUGCCCCUGGUAGGAGGGGGGUGGCGAAAUGGGUGGAGUAUGAUAUUCGGAAUAAGGCUGGGAAGGUUAGGGAAGUUCUGUUCUGA
Molecule: messenger RNA, 2385 nt
Organism: Amorphotheca resinae ATCC 22711
Lineage: Eukaryota; Fungi; Ascomycota; Leotiomycetes; Helotiales; Amorphothecaceae
Exons: 2
Coding region: 1-2385 (794 amino acids)
Biological process (GO): error-prone translesion synthesis; DNA-templated DNA replication
Cellular component (GO): epsilon DNA polymerase complex
Molecular function (GO): DNA binding
Source: RefSeq, a predicted model, not a curated record